Suillus subalutaceus is the source of this 4333-nucleotide messenger RNA. RefSeq names its product SNF2 family N-terminal domain-containing protein. The transcript has 16 exons. Gene Ontology annotation, cellular component: nucleus. Gene Ontology annotation, molecular function: histone binding; ATP-dependent chromatin remodeler activity; DNA binding. Lineage: Eukaryota; Fungi; Basidiomycota; Agaricomycetes; Boletales; Suillaceae. Bases 62 to 4210 code for a protein of 1382 amino acids. Gene Ontology annotation, biological process: positive regulation of transcription by RNA polymerase II. The record is from RefSeq and is a predicted model, not a curated record.
UUUUGUUUUGACUCUUGAGGAGAGCCGAGAGGCACGUACUUGUAGGCUGGACAAGCCACCCAUGGCCAUGCAAGGCCAACUCCUGAUACAGCCUGGUCACCAACAAAAUUCAUUCACUAAUAAUCAACAGAUACAGCCUGCAAUGAAUCAACAGCAGCAGCAGCAGUUAUCGCCUGCUCAGCAGCGUCAAGCACAUAUGCACCGUUAUAAUAUGAUUAUUCAGGUCACUAAACAAUCGCACCCAGACCAGCCGCAGUCAAACGGCCACCAACCACAAUCAUCUCAUUCCACUGAUGGUCUCAUUAAUGGCGCUGCUGUCAACGGUCACUCUGCACCACAGUCUGUUCCAGCUCCCCCCAUUACCCCCGUAUCAUUCACUCCAGAUCAAAUAUCUGCUUUACGCGCUCAGAUAAUGGCCUACAGACUCGUCACCCGCGGUUCCCCCAUCCCAGACCACCUGCAGCAUGCAAUUCGCGUUCCCAACACCGCCGUCCCAGAUCUCGAAAACCUUCUGCAGGGCCCAGACGUGCCCUCCCGUAUAGUUGACAGCGCUGCUAAAAUACAGAAAGGCCAAAUUGCCCCGCCCCCACCUACUGAAACACCUGUGCCAGUUGAAGUCAUAAAAGAAGAAGAGCAUGGUCCUCCCAUCGACCCUGCUGAUCUUCCCAAAGGUCCUUUCCUCGAAGAAGCAGUAGACUCUGGCGUGUACCCGUAUAACGCAUUCAAGCUUCCCUUCUCCCACCUCGAGCGCCCACCCAACGUUGACCCAACUAUGGUCGCAACGCGCCUUCAGCGCCUCCUCAUUCCCUCCAUAAUGCCUGCAGGCCUCGACGUGCACCAGAUCAUCAACGAGCGCGAUCGCUUCAUCGAAGCACGCGUCCAACAGCGCAUCAAAGAGCUCGAGGAGAUCCCAGCCACCAUCGGUGAUGGGAACUUUGAUUCUCUGGCGGACGUUAUCCUCGGCUCGCACAAGCGAGAGCCCGUCAAUGACAACUCAGCGCUGUCCCCACACGGGAAGCUACGCGCAAUGAUCGAGCUCAAGUCCCUCAAGGUGCUCGAGAAGCAACGCGCUAUGCGCGCGAUUGUUGCGGAGCGCCUGAUCCAAGGCACCCUGCUCCCGCUGAACCGCGUGGACUUUAGACGGGCCCGCAAGCCUACACUCAGAGAUGCACGCAUGACUGAGCAGGCGGAACGCAAGCAACGUAUCGACCGCGAGAGGCGUGCAAAACACAAGCACGUCGAACAGCUCGGCAUCAUCUGCCAACACGGACGAGACAUCAUCGCUGUGAACCGUUCUGCGCAGGAACGAGUCGCGAAGCUCGGGCGUGCCGUGUUGUCGUUCCAUGCGUUCACUGAGAAAGAGGAGCAGAAGCGUAUCGAGAGGAUAUCGAAGGAGCGUUUGAAGGCGCUUAAGGCGGAUGAUGAGGAGGCGUAUAUGAAGCUUAUUGAUACAGCAAAGGAUACGCGCAUCACCCAUUUGCUGCGGCAGACGGACGCCUAUCUCGAUUCGCUUGCGCAGGCUGUCGUGGCGCAGCAGAAUGAGUCUGGCCCCUUGGAUACGAACUUUGACCAAGAGGAAGGCCCCGCAAAUGAGGCCACGUUUGGCGCCCAGGGCAAGGUGGACUACUACGCUAAGCUCAAGGACUACCAGCUCAAGGGCUUGCAAUGGAUGCUCAAUGGUAUCCUUGCAGAUGAGAUGGGUCUCGGUAAAACCAUCCAGACCAUCUCACUGGUUACCUUCCUAAUCGAGGUCAAGAGACAACGCGGGCCUUAUCUCGUCAUCGUGCCUCUAUCAACAAUGACGAACUGGUCCGGCGAAUUCGCAAAGUGGGCGCCGACGGUGAAAAUGAUCUCGUACAAGGGCAACCCUGCGCAACGUCGCAACCUCCAAGGCGAACUGCGGAUGGGCCAGUUCCAGGUUCUGCUCACUACAUAUGAGUACAUCAUCAAGGACCGGCCUAUCCUCAGCAAACUCAAAUGGGUGCAUAUGAUCAUCGACGAGGGACAUCGUAUGAAGAACACCCAGUCAAAACUUGCGCAGACGCUCACGCAAUACUACCAUUCUCGCUACCGCCUCAUCCUCACCGGUACCCCCCUUCAGAACAACCUUCCCGAACUUUGGGCCCUCCUCAACUUUGUCCUGCCCAAGAUCUUCAACUCCGUGAAGUCAUUUGACGAGUGGUUCAACACGCCAUUCGCGAACUCGGGUACAGGGGACAAGAUCGAGUUGAACGAAGAAGAGGCUCUGCUCAUCAUCCGGCGAUUGCAUAAGGUGUUGCGGCCGUUCUUGUUGAGAAGGUUGAAAAAAGACGUGGAGAGUGAACUUCCGGACAAGGUGGAGAAAGUGAUCAAAGUUCGCAUGAGUGCCCUGCAGAGUCAGCUGUAUAGGCAGAUGAAGAAGCACAAGAUGAUCGCCAAUGGGAAGGAUGCAAAGGGCAAAUCUGGAGGGGUGAAAGGUCUGAGCAAUGAGCUCAUGCAGCUGCGCAAGAUCUGUCAACAUCCGUUCUUGUUCGAGAGCGUCGAGGACAAGGUCAAUCCCACCGGGCUCAUCGACGAUAAAUUGGUCAGGUCAGCUGGCAAACUCGAGCUUUUGUCGCGCAUCCUUCCCAAGUUCUUCUCAACGGGUCACAGGGUCCUUAUUUUCUUCCAAAUGACGAAGGUCAUGGAUAUCAUGGAAGAUUUCUUGAAGAUGAUGGGCUGGAAGUAUCUCCGUCUUGACGGUGGUACGAAGACGGAUGAGCGUGCCUUGCAUGUACAGCAAUUCAAUGCGAAGGAUUCGGAGAUUAAAGUCUUCAUCCUCUCAACGCGAGCUGGUGGUUUAGGUCUCAAUUUGCAGACUGCAGAUACGGUUAUAAUGAAUCCCCACGCUGAUCUUCAGGCUCAAGAUCGUGCUCAUCGUAUCGGCCAGACCAAGGCUAGUGUCGAAGAAGCCAUGUAUGCUCGCGCGCGAUACAAGCUCGAUAUCGACGACAAGGUCAUCCAAGCCGGUCGGUUCGAUAACAAGUCGACGCAGGAAGAGCAGGAAGAAUUCUUGCGGUCCAUCCUCGAAGCAGACCAAGAGGAGGAGAACGAAGAAGCUGGUGACAUGAAUGACGAUGAACUUAACGAAAUGUUGGCAAGAAAUGACGAGGAGGUUGAGAUUUUCCGCUCGAUGGAUCUUCAGCGAGAACGGGAUGCGUUGGACGCAUGGCGCGCGGUCGGCAACAGGGGGAAACCGCCGUUGCCCCUCAUGCAACUUGAAGAGUUGCCUGAGUGCUAUCAGACGGACGAACCGUUCGAGCCGAAGGAGAUUGAUGAUGCUAUCGAGGGCCGUGGUCAGCGUCGUCGUAAUAUCGUCAAUUAUAACGACGGUCUCAGCGAUGAGCAGUGGGCGAUGGCUGUGGAGGAUGGCGAGGAUUUGCAGGAACUCGUUGAUCGUGCUCGUGGCAAGAAAGAACGACGGGCUGCCAACAAGCUUCUGAAGGACACCGAUACACCUGGUCGUAAUACUCCAGCGUCAGAUGUGGGUGUUGGGCGCAAAGGGAAGAAGGGCAAGGGCAAGAUGACUGCCAACGACUACGACACACCUGGUGUGGCUGGCAAGCGGAAACGUGGGAUGAAGUCCAUGUCUGUGACGCCUUCGGUGAUCGAUGACGACGACGAAGAGCGUGACAUGAAACGACGGAAAACGAAGGCGGGUGACAUGUCGCCUGCAAUAAGGGAUAAGAUGAAGAAGGCUUUCAACGAGGUUCUCAGAGCGGUUCUUGCUUGUGAAGACAAGGAUGGUCGGAAACGCUGCGAACUUUUCCGGGAGCUCCCCGACAGGAGAGAUUACCCCGAUUAUUAUCAGUUAAUCACGCAUCCGAUCGCCUUGUCCCUACUUCGAAAGCGGGGUAACACUGGACAUUACAAGAGUAUCACGCACUACAAAGAGGACUGGAAGCUCAUGUUCGACAACGCGCGGACGUAUAACCAAGAGGGCUCGUGGGUAUACAUAGAUGCUGAGGAGAUGGAAAAAGUGUUCCACGACACGUUGGAGAGAGUCACUGCUGGGACGGGACUACCUGGUGCCUCACCAACUCUAGGUGGACCGUCAAGCUCCGCAGCAUAUGACUCCGCGCUUACGCCUAUGGACGAGGAUGAGCGGCCGCAGCGGGGCAGGGCUCGGAGUGCUGGUCGCAAACAGGUGAUCAGUGAUGAUGAAUACCUGACGCCGAGUGAUGAUGAGUAGAUAUUUCUUUAUCGCAUUCUUGAUCUGCGUUUUCGUUUUGUUCUUUCCUCGUUUUUAUGACCAUCAAUUUUGGAGUAUAUGUAUUGGUACACAAUAUUAUUAUCAGACACAUGUGAGAUGAAG